UCAGUUUCUUGCGGCUGCUGCAUACACAUACGGACCACCGACAAUACCGCUCGUCAUUGGAAUCUGCAUAACUAGUUGCAUCAUCUUAACAAGUGGCAUCAUGGAAUUUUUGAGCUUCGACCCAACAACUAAACAACUAGUCCUCGACAACUGCGCAAUUCCAAAGCCCAAAGAGAAUGAAGUUUUGAUUAAAGUUGCGUUCUCCGGAAUUUGUGGAACUGAUUUGCACAUUUUAGAUGGGUCUUUUCCAGCCAAGAAAGACGGUCGUUUGACUCUCGGCCACGAGUUCGCGGGCACUAUUGAGGCCCUCGGUAGUGCCGUAAAGAUAUUCAAAAUCGGACAAAAAGUUGCGGUCGACCCGAACAGCGGCUGCAACAAGUGCAGCUACUGUCACAAUGGGAAGUAUCACUUUUGUGAAAAUGGAGGGAUAAAUCAUACCAUCGGAAUCUUCAGAAACGGGGGAUGGGCGACUCACGCCGUUGUUCCCGAGACUCAGGUUCAUUUAGUGCCGGAAGGGAUCGAGAUGCCUCAGGCGGCCCUCACUGAGCCCCUAUCCUGUCUGGCGCACGGAUGGGACAUGAUAAAUCCUGUGAACGUUGGCUCUACAGUCUUAAUCAUCGGCUCUGGGAUCAUAGGACUCCUCUGGGCGUGUCUACUGCACCUUCAUGGUCUGAGAAAAAGUGUCUCUAUCAGUGAACCUCAGCCCGGAAGACGAGAGGCCGUCAAAAAACUAGAUCUUGAUUAUGACGUCAACAGUCCCGGAGACCUCAAAUCGAAAACUUUUGAUCUUGCUGUGGACUGCAGUGGAUCAGGCCCGGCCAUGGAGGCUGCUGUGCCCCUCUUGCGACGCGGGGGGAGACUCUGUGUCUUCGGAGUUGCUAAUCCCAAUGCUACAUUGACUCUUAAGCCAUUCGAGAUUUAUAUGAAGGAAUUGCAAGUCUUGGGGGUCAAUAUAAACCCGUUCACCUUUCCCAAGGGCCUUUCACUUGUUCAGGCAAUGUCAGACCGCUAUCUCUCGCUCGAUAAAUUGGGAAUUCGAGUUUUUAAGCUGUCUGAAUACAGGGAAGCCCUGGAAGCCCUGAAAGCAGGGCAGAUCAGCAAAGCAAUGUUCAAAUGUAAUUGAAUUUACGUGAUUGAAUGGAUUUUGUUGACAAUUGGACGACCGAUCGUUUUUUUUCAUCGAAAUGAAGAAAAAAUCUUGAAGGGAAAUGGGUGAUGAAUAAAACAUUUUUGGAAGAAACUGAGCAAUAUUUAUUAUUCAAUCGUAGAGUUUGAUAUUAUUGUCUCUUGACAAUGAGUGUUGCCUAUAAAAUUUGAAGAAUCGUUUCAUUAUCUCGUUAAAUUAUUCAGCAUAAAUUUUAUUAGAAAAAGAUGGUCAAUAAACCUAGCUGCCUACGGAUAUUAGUUGAAUAUCAAUAUCUCUAGAUAUGUAAUUCUCUUACUAUCGAAAAUAGUAGAUAAAUUUUUAUCAAAUUA
This is a messenger RNA of Diachasma alloeum, 1476 nucleotides long. RefSeq names its product D-arabinitol dehydrogenase 1. Bases 101 to 1123 code for a protein of 340 amino acids. Lineage: Eukaryota; Metazoa; Arthropoda; Insecta; Hymenoptera; Braconidae. Gene Ontology annotation, molecular function: zinc ion binding; oxidoreductase activity. The record is from RefSeq and is a predicted model, not a curated record. The transcript has 5 exons.